GUCAGUGUGUGACAGUAGCUGUGAAGGCAGGAUCAGAGCACAGCCUACUACAGCAGUGUGUGAUGUGGAAUAACUGUACAGGCUCCUGCUGCAGUCCCCGGGGAAUAAAAGCAGCGUGGUGAAUAUUUAGUGACGACUUCUCCUGCUUCAUAUACCAAGAUGGGGAAUGGAUUAUCAGACCACGCUCUCUUCCCUUGCCUUCCAUCUUUCCAGGCUCUCCACAUUGUCAUUCUAGGACUGGACUGUGCAGGAAAGACCACUGUACUGUACCGGCUGCGUUUCAAUGAGUUUGUGAACACUGUCCCGACAAAGGGUUUCAACACAGAGAAGAUCAAAGUGUCGCUCGGAGGCAACCGGAGAACUGCGUCCUUCCACUUCUGGGAUGUAGGUGGUCAGGAGAAGCUGCGGCCUCUGUGGCGCUCUUACACCCGAUGCGCAGAUGGCAUUGUCUUUGUGGUCGACUCGGUGGACGCCGAGCGCAUCGAGGAGGCCAAGACGGAGCUGCACAAGAUCACACGACUGGCAGAGAACCAGGGUGUGCCGGUGCUGGUGGUGGCCAAUAAACAGGACCUAAGAAACUCACUUAGCUUGGCUGAGAUGGAAAACAUGCUGGCUCUGGGUGAGCUCAGCGCCGCCACCCCCUGGCACCUCCAGCCGGCAUGCGCUAUCAUCGGUGAGGGCCUGCAGGAGGGUCUGGAGAAGCUUCACGCCAUGAUCCUUAAGAGGAGGAAGGUGCUCCGACAGCAGAAGAGGAAGAGAUGAUGUGGAAACUAUACAAUGUGAGGUGGAUCUAAAGCUACACAAGAACUCAUGUGAGCUGCUACAAUCUGCUGCUCCAUUGUGUUGCUAUGAAAGAGACACAGCGAUCCCUAUCCAGUCAUUGGGCGUCCCCUUUGAAGUCUGACUGGCUAAGUUUGAUCCUACCAGUGGGAACUGUUUGUUCAGGUCAGACAAGUGUUCAGCUCCUGCAGAGGAUGGUGGGAUUGACUUUUACCCCUGUGGAUUUUUGGAUGCUAACAAUCCUGUAUCCUGUCAACAACAAGGGACGCUAAAGUUCUCCCAAAGGAAGUACAGUAUUAUGCUACACAGCAGCAAGCUAUGAAGUUUACACUGAACUCUAAAUGUAAAAGACGGACAGUGUCUCUUUUAUGUGAUUUGUUCAAAAUAUGUGCUGCCAGUCUGUUCAUAAACAAUCAGUCUUUAUAUUUUUAUUCUACCAAAGCUUGUGUUGAGAUGAAACACAGGGCCACACAUAUUAGAGCCAACCAAUCAAAGUUGUAAAUGUCAGUACAAUGACAGAUAGUGUUUUUUUUACCAUGUUGCACAAAAGGUGGGUUUGGCCCAGAAGUUUACAUGAGGAUAAUAAUUGACUAAGUACAGGAUGCACAAUGACCCGAAAACACUAUUCAGAAUGGCCACAGUGUUGGUGAUAGAAAGGAACUGCCAAAUGAAGAGGAUGUUAAGAGCCAAAAACGUUCAGAGCAGUCACACUGAUAGCACAAAAUGUUAAUUUAUCUGGAACAUAAGUGCUGAAUAUCAGGUUUUGGUGUGAGCUGGUGGUGGCUGAUAGUCCCUCUGUACUGAGGACUACUGGGACCUUCAUCAAAGUUACUAAUGGAUUACCUCCACUACACCAUAACUUCUAUAUAGAGAUGAUACAACAAUUAAUCAUUCAGUAACAACUUCAUUUUAAAGUUUUGUCUUGUAGAAGUAGUCUAAAAAGUAGUCUAAAAGUCUGAUUGUUACCUAGCAAGCUAACUAGCAAGCUAAAAUUUGUCAAGGAACAUUAUCUUGCUAGCAGGGCAAAGGUUUGUUAUAAAAUAUCUUAAUUUUAGCACAGAUACCAAAAAGAUACUUUUAAAAUGUUUUUAGAAAUCUAAACUUUCUAAAAAAGCUUUUUUAAUGUACCAAAAGAAGUUUAUAGAAUAUGCUAACAUGCUAAAAAAUGUGAUAUUCAAUACUUGACAGUUACAGACAUGUUUGUCAAUACCCAAAAAUGAUUGUCAUAUAUUUAUCCUUCUUUCUAAUCAACAAAUGUAGCAUUGGACUGAAUUUUUUUUUCCAUGUUACACUUAGUAGUUGUAAAGUUAGCUAAGUGAGUUAGCCUUAGUUUGCUAGCCCUGUGAGCAAGCUAACAUUCCUCAGCAUUACCAAUAUUCCUACACUGUUCCUGACAUUUGUUACCUUACUAGAUUAGUUACUAUUGUCAGCUUAUGGCCUCGCUAAUUUGUGCAGUAAUUAAAUAGUUAAAACUGCGGCAGCCCUAGCGCCAAGCUAAUUUAGCUAAAUGUUAUUUGUCAACCAUACAAUUCUUCUUGAGUUGUAGUUUUAGUUAGUCCAUGGUUUUGGCUUGUGUAGUCUAUGCAAUGCAUUAUUAACUGUGAUGAAAGGCUCAGUGUAUAGCUACCUAGCUGUGGUUGGAUUCUUAAAGACCUAACUAAUCAAACUGAGGUAACUGGGGAGAAAAUACAGACACCUGAAAAGUUAUCAGCUAAUUAUGAUUUUGAUAAUGGUCCAAUAACAGAGCUCCAUUUGUAGCUGUAGUUUUUGUAAAGGUGAGAAUUAUCGGGGGCGCUGUGACAUCAUCACUAACAAAACUCCCUGUAGACGUUUCUUGUGUAAUCCUGAUGAUUGACAGGAGUAUUACUCCGUCCUCAGAGACAGGCUGGUGUCAGGACCAGCUUCACGUGUUCAGCAGAGCCGCCGUCUCAAUGCACUUUAAUGGUCCUUUUCCUGACCUUCAAAUGGACUCUGACAGAAUUCUGUAUGAUUCUGGAAUGGGAAGAAGUGAAAUAUUGCUUCAAAAGAAGCGUUUUAUAUAUUCAGCAUAAGUUGGAUACUGUUGCCAGGUUUCACUCUUCCACUCUGUUUAGCAGGGUGUUGGUAUUUAUGUGUCUGUUGGAAUAAAGCAACAAAAGAUAAGUUUUAAAA
Messenger RNA from Scomber japonicus (chub mackerel), 2931 nucleotides. It is a transcript of the gene arl4ab, whose product is annotated as ADP-ribosylation factor-like 4ab. Bases 160 to 762 code for a protein of 200 amino acids. The record is from RefSeq and is a predicted model, not a curated record. Gene Ontology annotation, cellular component: cytoplasm. Gene Ontology annotation, biological process: vesicle-mediated transport; intracellular protein transport. Gene Ontology annotation, molecular function: GTP binding; GTPase activity. Lineage: Eukaryota; Metazoa; Chordata; Actinopteri; Scombriformes; Scombridae. The transcript is spliced from 2 exons.